AAUAAUAAGACCAGACCACUGCAGGGGUCAAUAUGUCAACCUCAGUUCCACAAGAUUUUGAUGCAUGCCAUCAUCUUCUUGCUUGAAAUUCAUGGCAAUCCAAACCAUACAUACUCAUGAAUAUGAAACCAAAGAUACUGAAAUCUUGGCAGCAUUCCGAGUAACUCCCCAACCUGGAGUUCCGCCUGAGGAAGCAGGAGCUGCGGUAGCUGAGCGAAUCUCUUCGCCCUACGCUGAGUCGUAGUUCUAUUUCGCUAUUGUCCGUCAAAUUUUACCAACUAAAGAUGUCCUUAAAUGCUGUUAAAAUGGAUGGCUAUGUAAAGCAAAUGUUCAUCUACUUUUUUCUGCUCUCAACCAUCAGCCCAUCCCAUGCAGCAGACGCCAUUACUCCCGGUCAGUCCAUAACAGACGGUAGGACAAUAAUCUCAAGCGGCCAAACUUAUGAACUUGGAUUCUUCAGCCCGGGUAGUUCAUCAGCAAGAUACUUAGGAAUUUGGUUAAACAAAAUCUCAACCGGAACUGUAAUUUGGGUGGCCAACAGAGAAUCUCCAAUUCUUGAUCGCUCAGGAACUCUCAACUUCACUCACCAAGGUACUCUUCUUCUUCAAAAUCGCACAAAAAAUGUUAUCUGGUCGUCAAACAACACAAAAAAUGGAAGAAAUCCAGUUGCUCAGCUUUUGGAUUCAGGAAAUUUUGUUGUCAGAGAAAAUAAUGACGAGAAUCCAGAAAAUUAUCUCUAUCAAAGCUUUGAUUAUCCCGGUGACACCAAUUUACCUGGUAUGAAACUCGGCAGGAGCUUUCGUACCGGUCUUGACUGGACUAUUACUUCUUGGAAAACCUUGGAUGAUCCUGCUAAAGGUGAGUAUAGUUUUGGGAUAGAUCCUAGAGGGUAUCCACAAAUGAUGUAUAAGAAAGGAGAUCUAAUAAAGUUCCGAGCCGGAUCGUGGAACGGUAUUCGUUUUACGGGAGCUGCAAGACUGAGACCGAAUCCUGUGUAUAGAUAUGAAUUUGUGUUGAAUGAAAAUGAAGUUUACUACAAAAUCUAUCUUUUAAACAGUUCAGUUCUGUCGAGAUUGGUGGUGAACGCGUCGGGGGUGACCGAGAGACUGACAUGGAUAGAGCAAACACAUAGUUGGGCAAGAUUCUUUGCUGUAGGUGAAGAUCAGUGCGAUGAUUAUAAUCUCUGCGGUGCUAAUGCUAAAUGUAACAUCAAUAACGUACCGAUGUGUGCUUGUUUGGAAGGGUUUGAACCGAAAUCAGCUCGAGAUUGGAGCUAUCAGGACUGGUCCAGUGGGUGUGUGAGAAAAUCUGCUUUGGCGUGUGCUAAAGGAGAAGGGUUUGAGAAGCAUAUCGAAAUGAAAAUGCCCGACACGUCUAGAUCUUGGUAUAAUCGGAGCAUGAGCCUAAAAGAAUGUGAAGAUGUGUGCUCGAGGAAUUGUUCGUGUGUAGCGUUUGCAAAUACGGAUAUUAUAAAAGGAAGUGGGUGCUUGCUUUGGUUUAGUGACUUGAUCGAUUUAAGAGAAUUCCCUGGUGCCGGUCAAGAACUCUAUGUACGAAUGCCUGCUUCGUAUCUCGAUGGCAUCAACAAGAAGAAGGAAUCGAAGAGGCGGAAGCGAAUAGGAAUUUUUCUCUGCACUAUUCUUUUAGGCAUAGGAGUUCUUUCAUUGGGAUUGGUCCUCUACAUAAGGAGAACAAAACAAAAAUCCCAAGCAAAAAUGAGAAGCAUAACUGAAAAAAAUUGCAACAUUCAAAGCAGAAAUGAAGACCUGGAUCUACCAUUAAUUGAUUUGAUGACUAUAAUGAAGGUGACUGAUAACUUUUCAAACAAAAACAAGCUAGGAGAAGGCGGAUUUGGACCUGUUUACAAGGGCGUACUAGUUGACGGGCAAGAAAUUGCAGUGAAGAGGCUUUCUGUGAGUUCAGGACAAGGAGUGGAAGAGUUCAAAAACGAAGUAGUACUCAUUGCAAAACUUCAGCACCGCAAUCUUGUGAAACUUCUUGGUUGUUGCAUUGAAGGAGAUGAAAGAAUGUUAAUCUAUGAAUACAUGCCCAAUAAGAGCCUCGACUUUUUCAUUUUCGAUCAAUCAAGAAGCAAGCUGUUGGAUUGGAAUAAGCGGAUUAAUAUUAUUGAUGGUAUUGCUAGAGGGCUUUUAUAUCUUCAUCAGGACUCUAGACUCAGGAUAAUUCAUAGAGAUCUCAAAGCUAGUAAUGUUUUACUCGACCAAGAUAUGAACCCGAAAAUUUCAGAUUUCGGCAUGGCGCGAAUAUUUGGCGGUGAUCAAAUUGAGGCAAAUACAACUAGAGUUGUGGGAACAUUUGGCUAUAUGGCUCCUGAGUAUGCCGUGGAUGGACUGUUUUCAAUGAAAUCUGACAUAUUUAGCUUUGGGGUGUUAGUAUUGGAGGUUGUGAGUGGCAGGAAAAACAGAGGAUUUUACAGCCAUGAUCAUCUCCAUAACCUUCUUGGACAUGCAUGGAGACUGUGGAUGGAGCAGAGGCCAUUGGACUUAAUCGAGGAUAUGUUAGGCGAAUCAGGUGCACUUUCUGAAAUCGUUCGACGCGUUCAUGUAGGUUUGCUAUGCGUUCAACAACGACCUGAGGAUAGGCCGAACAUGUCAACUGUAGUACUAAUGUUGGGUGGGGAAAGUUCAUUACCACAGCCUAAGCAGCCUGGAUUUUUCACUGAAAGGAAUUUGCCUGAAGCUGAAUCGUCUUCGAGCUGUUACAAAUCGACGACGUCAAUCAACGAAAUCACCAUCACUAUGCUUGACCCUAGGUAGAAUCACAGAAUAACUAUUUGCUAUAUUAGUAGUAAUUAGUUAAUACUGAAAUAAAGAAAUUUUGUUAGAAUGUUCAAUCUGCACUAGAAUUACUGUUAGCCUACCUCUAUUAGUUUACUAUUGAUUUUGGGAGAAAAUAUAUCUUCAAUGUGAUAAUUUUUUCUUUGUUUUGUA
This is a messenger RNA of Mercurialis annua (annual mercury), 2951 nucleotides long. RefSeq names its product G-type lectin S-receptor-like serine/threonine-protein kinase At4g27290. The transcript has 7 exons. Bases 285 to 2777 code for a protein of 830 amino acids. The record is from RefSeq and is a predicted model, not a curated record. Gene Ontology annotation, molecular function: ATP binding; protein serine/threonine kinase activity. Gene Ontology annotation, biological process: protein phosphorylation; recognition of pollen. NCBI's taxonomy places the organism in Eukaryota, Viridiplantae, Streptophyta, Magnoliopsida, Malpighiales, Euphorbiaceae.